AUGGAAAACCUACGAAAACAAUUCACAAAGGAAAAGGACAUAGUUGGCCGGGUCAAGCCCAACGGUCAUUGCAAGAAACACCCCAAACACCGCCAAUCACCUGGCGUGUGUUCUCUUUGCUUGAGGGAAAAACUUACUCAACUAUCUGCUUCUACCUCACGUAGAACAACCUCUUCUUCUUCUUCUUCUUCUUCUUCUUCUGCUUCUUCUUUGUCGUCCUAUUACUCCUCAUCAUCUUCCGCUUCUUCUUGUGCUUCUCCAGUGCAUUGUUUCCGUUUUGUUGCUGAGGGAAAGAGUAGCUCUUCGGUGUCGUUCUUUAUGCUGAGUGGCAAGCAUGGAAUCAUAAAGAGCAAGUCAUUGGCUCUUAUUCCAAGAAGGAGAAGUCGUGAAGGUGGAGUCCCUUGUGGUCAUAAUAAGAGUGCAAGCAGAACUGGGUUUUGUUUCAAGUUGCUUCAUACUAAAAGCAAGAGAAUGAAGGACACUGAGCCGGUUCGUUCUAUGUCUAGUAUAAGGGAAACCGUGACCGCAACUAGCUGAAA
Gastrolobium bilobum is the source of this 539-nucleotide messenger RNA. RefSeq lists its product as uncharacterized. The transcript has a single exon. The record is from RefSeq and is a predicted model, not a curated record. Bases 1 to 537 code for a protein of 178 amino acids. Lineage: Eukaryota; Viridiplantae; Streptophyta; Magnoliopsida; Fabales; Fabaceae.